AUGACGCUCGACCCGGGAGAGACGAGGCAGGUGCAAGUCAUGGUCGAAUCGAUGUUCGGAUCCGACUCCGACGAACUGAAAGAGAUCAUCGAUAAACGAGGCAAAGAGUUCUUCACCAGCCCAACACAGAUGAGUAUCCGCGGGUACGGCUUCCCGCCUGAAGAUCCUGUCCGCCCAGUCCUGCUAGGUGGGUGUCAGAUCGACGUCGGGUCAGGCAAGGGGACCGUGUUCAAGAAUCUCAGGUGGCUGAAAGGCGAGAAUCAGAUUAAAGGGCUAGUUGUCGCUAUGGAUGGAAGUGUUCGUGUGCGUGGUAUGGUUCUGCUGAAGUUCCAUGCCGAGAAGGAGCAGCUGGGGACGAGCGUGACGGUGCCGCUUACAGGUGAAGGAAUAUUCUCCUUGGGCGAUAUCGAGGGUCGUGCCAAGAUCUUUAGGGCGAAGAUUGUGUCUGCUCAUUAUUUGGGACAGCCUGGUCUGGCGCCAUGUGAGGCGGAGAGGGUGGUUGAUGUUUUGGCUUGA
Molecule: messenger RNA, 516 nt
Organism: Cadophora gregata
Lineage: Eukaryota; Fungi; Ascomycota; Leotiomycetes; Helotiales; Ploettnerulaceae
Exons: 1
Coding region: 1-516 (171 amino acids)
Source: RefSeq, a predicted model, not a curated record